AUGUGCACCCACAAACCUAAGGAAGCUAGCCUUAAAGCGCCAUUCAAGCCACCACCGCCGUUAAAACCGGAAAUUCACAUAUCGUCUAGCUCGUACACAGAACACAUGCGCAGCUUGUGGUUAACUAGGGCCCACACUGACAUCGUGCUGGUGGUGGGAUCCAUGGGAUUCCCCGCUCACCGUUUUAUUUUGGCCGCGAGCAGCAGAGCUUUCUACAGGCUGUUGACGGCCGAUCUGAUGGCGCGGAGUACGAGCGACUCCAGCAUGGUGAGCUCUCUAGGUGACUUCGCCGACGAGACGGAGUGUCUGGUGCGCGCCGAGCAGAAGACGUGCAAGAGGAGAGCGAGUUGCCAGGCGCUGCCGACGGCCCGGGAACUUGACCAUCCGGCCUUCCAGUGCAUCAGGAACGUCCAACCCGAAGGACAAACGGUGGUGACGCUUAGCAAACUAGUGACUCCCGGUGCUAUGCAGCAGUGCUUGCAGUUCGCUUACACCGGUACAGUCGAUCGCAGUGCGCUUAACUUGCGA
Molecule: messenger RNA, 528 nt
Organism: Anoplophora glabripennis (Asian longhorned beetle)
Lineage: Eukaryota; Metazoa; Arthropoda; Insecta; Coleoptera; Cerambycidae
Exons: 3
Molecular function (GO): protein binding
Source: RefSeq, a predicted model, not a curated record